AUGGCGGCACAUGAUGGGGCUUCCUCCUCCUCCUCCUCCUCCUCCUCUGGAUCAUCUGCUUACGAUGUGUUUCUCAAUUUCAGGGGUGAAGAAACUCGCAAUAACUUCACUGGUUUCCUUCACAGAGCUCUGGCAAGAGAAGGAAUCGUUGUGUUUAUAGAUAGUGAAGGCCUGUGGGGUGGAGAAGAGAUCCAAUCGGCCCUUUUUGAUGCAAUCCAAAAAUCCAAAAUUUUGAUUGCUGUCUUCUCCAAAGGCUAUGCGGAUAGCAAAUGGUGCCUCCGGGAAUUGGUGAAGAUGGUUGAAUGUCAUAGAUCGAACUAUCAAAAAAUUCUACCCAUAUUCUUCGAUGUUGAGCCAACUGAUGUUCGCAAUCAGACCGGAAGUUUUGAAGUAUCGUUCCAGAAGCACAAGAAGAAAUUUAAUGCCGAAAUAGAGGAUUGGAAGGCAGCCUUGACUGUGGUAGGAGGAAAAAAGGGAUACGAAAUCAAGCAAGUAAAUGGGAAUCAAUCUGAGCUAGUCAAAUUAGUUGUUGAUUGGGUUUUGAGUCAAUUGAGUAGCAACCACUUGGGUGAUGUUAAAAACCCUAUUGGAUUAGAAGCUCGUGUAGACAAUGUAUUAUCUCUAUUGAAUGUUGGCUCCAGUGAUGUUCGGUUUGUGGGAAUCUGUGGUAUAGGUGGCAUUGGGAAGACAUCUAUUGCAAUGACUCUGUACAAUCACAUUUUUAAAAGGUUUGAAAUGAGUAGCUUCCUUGCAAAUGUUAGAGAAGAAGCAUUAGAACCAAAUGGCUUAGUUUCUCUACAAGAGAAACUUAUUUAUAGUGUCUCCAAAAGGAAAGUUGAAAUAUGUAAUGUUUAUAGGGGACACCAAUUGAUAAAAGAAAGACUACAAGGGAAAAAAGUUCUUCUUAUCCUUGACGAUGUGGAUUCUUAUUCCCAACUUAAAGAUUUGGCUAUUGAAUUUAAAUUGUUUGGUCCAGGAAGUAGGAUCAUCAUUACAAGUAGAGAUGAACAUGUUCUAAAUGUGGCUAAAGUUGAUGAAAUAUACUGGCCUAAAGAAUUGGAUCAAGAGCAAUCUCUUCAACUCUUUAGUUUGUAUGCAUUUUCAAGGGAACAACCUCUUGAAGAUUACGAACAACUUUGCCAAGGUGUGCUACACUUGGCGGGGGGAUUGCCAUUAACACUUGAAGUGUUGGGUUCUUAUUUCUUUGACAUAAGAGGUAAAGAAGUAUGGCAAAGCAGGUUGCGAAAACUAGAAAGAAUUCCUGAUAAGAAGGUCUUGAAAAUAUUAAAAAUAAGUUAUGAUGAUCUAGAAGAUGAAGAGAAAUCUAUAUUUCUUGAUGCUACAUGA
Messenger RNA from Macadamia integrifolia, 1347 nucleotides. RefSeq names its product disease resistance protein RUN1-like. The record is from RefSeq and is a predicted model, not a curated record. The transcript is spliced from 2 exons. Gene Ontology annotation, molecular function: ADP binding. The coding region runs from base 1 to 1347 and encodes 448 amino acids. NCBI's taxonomy places the organism in Eukaryota, Viridiplantae, Streptophyta, Magnoliopsida, Proteales, Proteaceae. Gene Ontology annotation, biological process: signal transduction; defense response.